This is a messenger RNA of Leptopilina heterotoma, 6139 nucleotides long. RefSeq lists its product as uncharacterized. The transcript has 4 exons. The coding region runs from base 754 to 2946 and encodes 730 amino acids. The record is from RefSeq and is a predicted model, not a curated record. Lineage: Eukaryota; Metazoa; Arthropoda; Insecta; Hymenoptera; Figitidae.
CAGACUUUGCUAUUAGGGAGCAUCUCCUGGUGGCACACUGCUCACGGCCCGAUAUGGAGCAAUCUCAGAUUUCCAUCCGCCCAAAUCGAGAAUAUACACGCCCGCGCCCCCGCUCACACCUCGCGAAGCUAACGCUCUUGGAUACUACUGGGGUUGGUGAUUUUUGGCCUGGCACGCGAGUUACAGUGCCAAAACAGCUUCAAUACCGUCCACUGUAUAUUCCGUAUCCCUUUUUUUCUAUCUUUUUAUUUCCCCUCUUCUCUCUCUCUCUCAUUCUAUUUUUUCUCUCCUUUUCUCUCUUCAUCGAACCACUUAUCAUCUUCUACUCCCUUCUCCCUCUUUUUUCUCUUUCUCUCUCUCUCUCUCUCCCUGUCCUUCUCUUUACUCACAACGAUCCGAUAGAAAGCACGUGCCUCCCUCAAAAGUCUUCUUUCAUUUAUUCCGAAACCGUCUUUCUCCAGUUAAGUCGCUAUACAGAAAUUUCGUGUGUUCAAAGUUUCAACACAUUGUUGUAUUCGACUUUUUUUUUACACUGUUUUGUGAUUUGUGAAUUUUGUUCUUCUAAUUUUCAAAGCAAUUAUAGUUUCUAAGAAAAUAAAAAAAAAAACAAUGUGAGGAGAAAAAAUGACUGUUUUUAUAAUGUGGUUUAAUUUUUUUAUUAGUGAAUUUUAUAAUAAAAGAAAGGUGAUAAGUGUAGAAAAAAGAAAUAAUUAUCUUUGUUUAUAAAUUGAAAAGUGAUAAUUUCCAUUUUACAUGGUGCCCGAAUCCACUUUUCCCAUUUCAGGGGGCAUUAUGCAGACUAAGGAAGUCGCGCCCCGUGCACAAUCAACGGGGCUAGAAGGCUCCCUAACGGACACACUGCCUUUUCAACAUCCACUGCAUCAUAAGAUUCCUGCUCUUGUACACAUGGCCGUAAAACAGGAACCACAAGAGGAGGAUGAAAGGGGACGGGAAACUAAUAUUUUAGGACCCCAAUUGGAGACACCACUCUCUGGUGAUGCUAGUCAUGUACACCAAGGCAAUCAGCAGGUGCACGAUGUCAGUGCAGGACAAUUGCCUCAGGACAAUUCCAACCGUGCCAGACCCAGCCGAGGUCGCAGAAAGUCAAGGUGGAAACUGAAAUUUCAUCAUCAAGCACUGCCCCCAGAGUAUUUGGAUCAUUAUGAAGCAGCAUUAGCUCAAGAGGCGUUAAACUCCUCACCGGCAUCAGUCUCCGAAACUUCCCCUAGUCCGGCUCCGACGACUUCGACGUCAACCCCGAGUCCCAUUUCUGAUGUUCAUGGAUGGCUUCAAAGAAUAGCUGCAAUGCAACAGGAGCUCUGCCCUCCGCUGCCCACGAGUCCACAGCCUAACAAUACCUUUGGGAGUGGUAGAAGAUCAGUGAUAACUUCCGCUCCCCAACCUUACUUAAAUCAGUCGCAACCUUCGCCGAGGCCUCCCAUGAAAUAUUCCGAUCUUCCCUACAUGGGCGAAAUUACUCUCGAUAACAGCAAACCCAGAAGAGGUAGGAAGCCCAAGAAGGCCGAUAUCUGUCAUCUUAUCUACAAAAACUACGGGACUAUUUUGCCCGGAACACCCGGACGCGAUGAAAUGAAGACCCCUCGAGAUAAACUGGACAAAGAGUCUCAUAUUCCAUUUCAGCGAACUGAUAUCCAGAAUAGGAUCAGUAGUCUCCUGGAGAAAAGGCUUACACAAGAGUCCCGCAGGAGUCUCGGUUUAGAUUCCCUGAAGGAACAGGACGAACCCCUCAAUCUUUGCAUUCGGGACCUGAAUCAAUUAAAAAUACGACUACUUAGGAAACAUGGUAAUGUCUACGAAUCCGGUCAGUUGAAAAGCGAGGCCUCGAGCGAUAACGAAGAUAUCGAGUGUCUCAAUGCUUCCUACGAUUCCAUUCAACAAGAAACGGUUAACAACAACAAUAUCAAUUUGACCAACAACAACAACAACCACGAUCCAACGAGUCCUAAUCCCGGAUUUGUCUACUGGCCCAACGCAGGUGUCUUCAUCCAUCCCAUGGCCCUUCAAUCUCAGUUCCUCUACUAUCAAAAAAUGGCCCAAAACGAAAAGAACCUACCCAAACCGGACACAUCGCCAAAGGAGCAGAAAAUUGUUCCUAAAUCUCUGUACUCAAUGUUGGAGAAUAAUAGUCUCAAUAGUCCUACUCCAGUACCUCCGGUACCUUCGCCAUCGACGCCAACGUUGACACCAACCUCAACCCCAUCGCCCGUCUCCCCUCGUCCUAAAAGAAACGCCCCAUUGGGAAAUCAGGGUCAGCCGACGAAGCGAAAAAGAUCCGCAAUCUUCAUUCCACCGAUGCCAACCGAGAACAACAAUAAUCCCACCACUGAAGUUAGUAUUUGCAAAUUUAAAUUCACCGGUGGUGCGAAACCGUCACUUCAGGAAAAGAAGAGUCUCUCGGUUGAUGCGGGGGGAAACUUUAGGUACUACAGUGGAACCGGUGACAAAAGUAUGAGGGGCUAUGAAUUCUUUCCAAGGGAGGCUCUCCAACAGCCGGCGGGACAGGCCGGAUCAUCGACGGGAGCUUUUUUAAACGCUGCUGCCGAGAGGAUCACAACCCCCACUUGUCCAAGGUCCCCGAUACAAGACGACGGUCGAAGAAAGAGAAAAACUAGAAAGUCAAUCCAACGGGAAAAACUCGAGCAGACAUUUAAGGAAAAGGGUUUUUUAAUACAAACCCAACAGUUAGAAUCGGCCGAGGGAGCGACCUAUUGUAAAUUUCGUCAAUUGAGGAAAUUCACGAGGUAUCUUUUCAGAAGUUGGAAAGACUAUCUUCCGGGUAAUGUGCGCGAAUUAACUGGCGGACCCGAAGAUAUUCACGACGCUGAUGAAAGUGAUCCGGCAUCGACCAGUUCACCGAGUCCUCAUCCAAGUCUAGUGGAUAUUCCAUCGGGUCUCCUUGAGGAACCGAGAACCCUCAGUUCUUAAGACUGUAAUUUUUUUCCCCCCAAAAUUAAGACAAACUUAUCAAGAUGUAAGUUUAGAAUCGACUAGAAAAAGUUUAGCGGAUUUUUUUUGAGGUGGAUACACGGAUUCACUGGAUCAAUUGAGGGGACAGAUGCGCUAGGAUUGAUCUCCCUACAAUUACAAUAACGCACAAGUUUUCUCAAUAUUAUUUUCCUUAAUCCCUUGGCCCCGAGUAAUCAGUUUCAAGCCAAUCUAUAUAAUAUUUUAUUUUGUCGUCCGCCAUAUUGAUAACGUGAAGUUAAUAACUUUUUGAAACAUAAUUCACGAUAUCUCCAUUUUUUUGUAAAUGGAAUUUUUUGCUACUUCAUAACUAAAUAAAUUUUGAGUCAACGAAACCGUUUAGCUUAACAAUAUUUCAAAAUUUCCACUAGUUCGUAUUAUUUUUUAAUGUUAAAUACAACAUGUUAGGUUUUUGUUUUUUAUGUCUUCUGAAGAAAAAAGUAAUGCGAUAAAGUUUUAUCAAGGAAGAAUUUUAAGCGACAGAGUUGUUCCUUAUAGAAUAGUGAAGUUUUUCCUACAAUUUCAGAUCGAUCGGUUAAAAACUGUAAAAAUUAUAAAUAUUUAUACGCUUCGUCCGUUAUGGCAUCUGUUCCCUCAAUUUAGAAAUUUACUACUGCAAAAAAAUAAUCGAUUGUUAAAAAGUUAGAAAUGGUGAAACCGCUUACAGAUUAUUUGGAAAACGUCAAAAUCUGGUAAAUUGGUGAUUCUUGCAGUAAGUGAGUGUGUCUCCUUUUCUUUCUUUGACGGGGUAACUUUAAUAUUUCAUUCAGACUGCCAUGCUUAACUUAUUUCUUAUCUUCUUCUUUUUACUCUUUCAGGCACAUUGCGUUGCCCUUUUUCUCCCUUGGACUCUGAUCUCAUUUUCUUCUUUUUCGACUUCUUUAGCUUGACGUCCUUCGCUUUAAUCCCCAUCGACCAUCUCAUAUAUUUCUUGCAUGCAUCACUUCUACUUUUUCUGUUCCUGCCGAGUCCUAUAACUCCGCCCUGAAACAUUAAUAUACUUUCCGAUCCAAGGCGAGUCUUAAAUCUUGUACUUUUUCACUCUUUUACAUAAGUGACUACCAUUGCUCGUUAUUUUAGCUGCAAAAAUUUCACGAAUUUUAUUGAUUUAAAUGGAUUUCAGUGAAAUUCCAUACAAUCAAGUAACGACCGGAAGUCGUACUAUUAGUCCGCAAUUUUUAUUUGUAAAAGUUAAUAAAAAAAAAAAUAUUAAAUUAAUUUAAUGAAAGUUUGUAAUCGAAUUUAAAGUUGUAUAAUGUCUCGACUGAUUGAGUUAUCAGUCGCGAAUGAUCAUUGUUCAAUGAAUGAGUGCGAGUGAGUUCCGCGAAUGGAUUGUAUGAUCCGUGUUAAGCGCUUGACGACUCGUGUUCAGCUUUAUUUGUGUUAGGAAGAGUGUUGUACGAGAGAAAAUUGCUCAAUCCAUACUAUAUUCUCUGCUAGUUUCUGUUAAAUCUAUCUUGCCGUAUGUCAAUUAAGUAGUCAGUGAUUUUUCCAUGUUUCUAUUUAAUUUGUAAAUUUAUAGCCUCAAAUAUUUUACAAAAUAUCCAAUUAGAAAGGAAAAGCAAAUGACAUUCUAAUAAUCAUAAUAUUCGCUAUUAGGUGAACAAAUAAUUGUUCGAAAAAUUAUUCAUCAUCUAGUUUGAAAAUCUUUGGUUCCUUCCACGGUUUCCUCUUCAUCCUCCCCUAACAGAAUGAUAUUCUAAUAAUCGUAAUAUUUGCCAUUAGGUGAACAAAUAAUUGUUCGAAAAAUUAUUCAUCAUCUAGUUUGAAAAUCUUUUUUUUCUUCCACGGUCCCUUCUUCAUCCUUUCCUAACAGAACCUGUAAAAUAAUGUCCCAUUAGUAAAUAAUUACAAAAUUGUCUAGAAAAACAAUCCAUCAAUUACUUUUUACAAAUUAUUUAUUAAAAAUGGUUAAAUAAAAUUUUCCACGAUUUAUUGCAAAAAAAAACAGUAAUAUAUGUGUGAUGAAAGAAUACUAUUAAAAUACACGAGAAGUUAACGAAAGAGAAAAUGUUUCUAUUCGCAGAGAAAAUAUAGGUGAGCAUUUUUUUUACCCACUCGAAAGAUAAUAAUUGAAUUAUUGAAUAACUUGCGAGAUGCCUAUUGUCAUAAACAUUCGCGAAAAUGGUAUGGUGCUUCUAAUUUGGUUUUAGUGCAUUUAAAACUACAAUAUUAUAUACAAGGAACGCCUUAUAUUCACGAAGAGAGAAAACAAAGAAUUAAAAAAGUGAGUGUGAGAAAAAUCCGCAACCUUGGUUUCAUUGAUUAAAUAAUGAUCCUGUAAAUUUGAAUACACAGCUUUGUGCCAAAGAUGGGAGACUGGAAUGUAAAUAGAUGUAAUAUGAAGCGCAAGAAUGUGUUCACCAAAGAGUGGUCGUGACAGUCGGUCGAAUUGAUCCAGCACCCACAUUUAAAAUGAAAACACAAAUUUAAAUUGUUAAUUCUUGUCUCACUUCUCUUAAAACACUGAGAAAUAAUAAAAAAUUAAAAAUAAUUAACAAGAAUUUAUAAAUAGUCAGACAAAUGAAAAUUGUAAAUAAAAAAAAUUAAUUUAAUAAAAUUUGUUUUUUUGCUACAUACUUUGUACUCGAAUUUGUGCGAGAUUGGAGAAAAAUUGAACGAAUUAAAAUUUAACGUAUAGGACCGAUGGCAUUUGGUAUUUGAAAGAAAGCGAGGGAUCUGUGCAUUUGUAAAUGAAAGAGUGAUAAUUAAAAAUGUCGUUGUUAUCAUAUUUUUGUAAACUAUAUAUAUAUAUUAUAUAUUUUAUUGUUAAUAACGGAAUCUAACGAAGUCUAGUCUUAUUUAUACUCUCAUUACAUCGGAGAUUUUAGUUAAAAAGAAUGGCGGUUUUAAAUAUUCAGAGCUUCAUCAACUUUUUUAAAGGUUUAAAAUCAGCAAUGUACAAAAUGUGCCAUUUUAUGCUUGAAAAUUACUAAAAUAAAUAAAUAAAUAAAUAAAAUGCUAAGCAGGAAAACCGUCCAAACAAGACUCGUAUUUUUCACGCUACACUAUAUACAAAAACAUAAAUACACACUUACACGUUUUAUGUUACAAAUCGUCUCACACGAAUGCUCAUUGUACAGAGAGAUCAUUCUUUAUAUAGCUUUUAAUGAAGAUGUAUUGUUAUAUAUUAAAUAUAUGGAAUAUUGAACAA